This is a messenger RNA of Neolamprologus brichardi, 1810 nucleotides long. The record is from RefSeq and is a predicted model, not a curated record. Lineage: Eukaryota; Metazoa; Chordata; Actinopteri; Cichliformes; Cichlidae.
UUGCACCAAUAAUGGACGCCAACAAUCAGCCCUGUUUAUCCAUUUCAAACGCCUCCAGAAUCCGCUGAACCUGCCUGCUGUGUUCACACCUGUGCAGAACAGGGCUGGAUGCUGAUUGGCUGUUACCAUGUGGCGCACCUGUGUCAGGAAGCACCUGCAUUUAUCCAAGUUUAUUCUGGGUUUUCUUUUCCUUUAAUUUGUCACCCAGUGUUUACAGCAGAGUGGGAAAAAAAAUCAUCCACCCUCCCCCAUCCGGCUUCACCUGCUCCUCCUACAGGCUAGCCGGGCUAAGCUGUCGCUGUAGUCCGGAGCCGAAGCCCUGCUGGGUCGAAGCCCCGCUCGGAACCUGCCGCUGGAUGAACCUCCACCCGGAAAAGAGGAGAAACCGCCUAUAUGGACGCUUCUUCUCCGCCUGUGACGGCGCCGCGGCCAGCUAGUGAGCAGCCCGCAGCUAGCUGCAGCUAGCGGCUCCGCUGGCUAACCAUCCCGGCUAGCUCGAGGAUUUAACUCGGCUUUUCUCGCCUUCUUUAAGCCCGUUUCCGUGUCAUGCUAUCGGCUGCUUAACCGAGUCAGGCUGGGCAUGCUUAGCGGGGAGCUGCGGGUCCUCCGAGCCUAGCAGCAGCAGGCAGCGGCAGAUAACGCGACCGUGUCCGGGUGGUGCUCCGGGAGGAGGAUGGCAUUUCACGGCGCAGGCCGGCAGACCGUGUGUGGAGACCUAUUUCCGGGCUCUGAGCUGGGCCACAAGUAUUUCUGCGUGAGCUCCUCCUGCGGAGCCCCCUCCACGGGCCUCAGCGCCACACCGUGCCUCACCGGACCCACCGCCCCGGCAGGGACCCCUCGUCACCCCACAGCCCUCGGAGGAAGCACCGGCGGCGGCGCGGCGGUGCCUCAGCCCUACAGCAACCCAGCCAGCGAGGUGCCGAGCCCCGCAGAGAUGGAGCCAGACCGGCCCAUCGGUUAUGGCGCAUUUGGAGUUGUUUGGUCGGUGACCGAUCCUCGGGACGGCCGGAAGGUGGCUUUGAAGAAGAUGCCCAACGUCUUCCAGAACCUGGUCUCCUGCAAGAGGGUCUUCAGAGAGCUGCGGAUGCUGUGCUUCUUCAAACACGACAAUGUUCUGUCGGCUCUGGACAUUCUGCAGCCUCCGCAGAUCGACUGCUUCGAGGAGAUCUACGUGAUAACAGAGCUGAUGCAGAGCGACCUCCACAAAGUGAUCGUGUCUCCUCAGCCGCUCACCACCGACCACAUCAAGGUCUUCCUCUACCAGAUCCUCCGAGGUUUGAAGUACCUGCACUCGGCUGGGAUCCUGCACAGAGACAUCAAACCCGGAAACCUGCUGGUCAACAGCAACUGCCUGCUCAAGAUUUGUGACUUCGGCCUGGCGCGCGUGGAGGAGCCCGACCCGUCACGUCACAUGACGCAGGAGGUGGUGACUCAGUACUACAGGGCGCCGGAGGUGCUGAUGGGCUGCCGGCACUACAGCUCGGCCAUCGACGUGUGGUCGGUGGGCUGCAUCUUCGCCGAGCUGCUGGGGCGACGCAUCCUCUUCCAGGCUCAGAGUCCCAUUCAGCAGCUGGACCUGAUCACCGACCUGCUGGGAACGCCGCCUCUGUCGGCCCUGGCAGCGGCCUGCGAGGGCGCCCGGGCCCACAUCCUGAGGGGGCCGCACAAACCGGUACGUGACUGCGUGGUGUGCUCGUGAGCUGAGCAGCAGCACGCCGCUCUCUGCUCUGGAAGAAGGCCGCGCUGCUUUCUUUUAUUACCCACGUGUGUUCACAGCCGCCGCCCACUCGGUCACCCCGCAGCUCCCGCU